AUGCCGAAACGAAAAGCCACUGCGAAGGUUGUAUCUUCCAGUGAACAGAACACACUAAAGGAGGCUAGAUUGGAAAAUAUCACAAUAUGCAGUCCCUCAAGAACUGGGAAGCGAACAGACUACCUAAGUUGGGAUGAGUAUUUCAUGGCGGUCGCUUUUCUGUCUGCCCAGAGAAGUAAAGAUCCCAACUCUCAGGUAGGAGCUUGUGUAGUGAAUGGCGACAGGAAGAUUGUUGGAAUAGGAUACAAUGGAAUGCCGAAUGGCUGUAGCGAUGAUGAGUUACCGUGGGAAAGACAUGGAGAAGAUGAGUUGGAAACAAAAUAUCCUUAUGGUAAAAUCAGUUACUGUACCUUUGUAAGCUAGUGAGGUAAUUUGGGCUUGUGUGCAGUCUGUGAAUGACACAGAUCUGAGACGAGGUUCGGGAGAGGGGUGGAGUUGUUGAGGCGGGGCAGGGGGUGGGUAAGAAGAACUUGCCUCGUAUGGGUUACUUUAUUGGUUAUCGGUGUAUUUAUUUCUGCUAUAUAAGGAGUAUGAGUUUAGGAAGUCUUUGUUAUUUAUUUGAGUGUAAUCAUACAGAAUUCUUCUUUUCUUGUGCAAGCAAUUACCCUAAACUUCUGCUUGUAAGCUCCUCCUCGCCCACUUAUAAGCUCCCCACAGUUAAACCUUCAAACCCUAACAUCAAAAUUCAAAAAUUCUCAUUUGUUAUCCCUAUACAUGGUGGUGGGGAGAAUUUGUUGAAGUAUCAAUUAGAUUCAUCUAGUGUGAUCAUGUCCUUAAUUCUCAUGACCACUCUAUUUUAUAAACUAGUGAUAUUACAAGCAGAAAUUUGAUGCUCAUCACUUAGGGCUUAAAGGGUUAAGGAGGCCAACUAUCUGAAAACAAAAAAUGCAUCUAUUUAUAAGCCCCCUUUAGUUUGUAUUGAAAUGAAUUUAUUUUUAUAACAUUUUGAAGCUCAAAAAAGUGAGUAAAUUCAAAAGUAUUUUGAUCAUUUUGACCAAGCAGGAUGAGCUCAGUCACUAGAGCACUUGACUGUAGAGCAGGAGGUCGCAGGUUUGAUUCCGGGGACCAGACCAACACUCAGGGUCUUAAAAAUGACUGAGAAAUGAAGGUACUACCUUUGCCCUGCAAAUGGCUAGACCUUUGCAUGGCUCGGAUGACCACGUAAAAUGGCAGUCCCAUCUCCAGUAGGAGACAUAAAAAUAGUGUCCCCAAUCGGUACUUUUGUGCUAAAUACAUUGACACUUAAAUAAAGUGCUUUUUUUUUAUCAGCACUGCUAUAUGUAGCUUGUUUUGAAAUGCUUUUUUAGUCUAGUUAUAAGCCCACUGUUUAUAAGCACUCCUAAAACCCCUUACAAAGUUGUAUAAGCCCAGAGGUUGUAAGCGGAAGGUUAUGGUAUUGGCUUUAGCCACACAGUGGCACCCUGUGGUACAACCCUUUAAUACAACUGGCACAUUAUUACAAACCCUUUUUUAUGGUCUGAAAUAAAACUUCAGCUAUUUACUUGUUCUCAGCCUCGCUAAUACACCAACAGUAUUACCAUGACCAUUGACCACAUUUUGGAGUCCCUGGUCCUAUUUUCUCCACCAUUAACUCUUCAUUGUUAACCAUGACUGUGACAUAUCACCAUCACUUGAACUGUCUCCCAUCCUUCAGGGAGUGCUUGGUAUUUUGUAAUUUUCCUUUAACAAUCUCAACCAUGCACCAGUUAGCUAAAUGUGUCCCAUUCCAUUCCCAUUCCGAUCAAAACUGUUUUUGUCUUUUAGUUUGCCAUGCUGAAAUGAAUGCAAUCCUGAACAAGAAUGCAGCAGACAUCAAAGGCUGUUCCAUUUAUGUAGCUUUGUUUCCAUGCAAUGAAUGCACCAAAUUAAUCAUUCAGGCAGGGAUCAAGGAAGUUAUAUUCUACUCUGACAAGUAUCACAACCAGCCCAUUUGUACGGCAGCUAGGAAGCUUUUGGAUAUGGCUGGGAUCAAAUAUAGGUAAUCAUUUUACCUUCCAGAUCUUUGACAUGCUUCAAUCCAAGGAGGCCUUAACCCUUUAAACCCUAAGAUCAAAAUCAGAAUUCUCAUUUGUUACCCCCUUUCAUUUCCUACAGAGGUAGUGGGGAGAAGUUGAUAAAAUAUCAAGCAAUUCAUCUUGUGUGAUCAUGUCCGUAAUUCUCAUGACCACUCUGUUUUACAAAGCAUUCAUAUUACGAGGAGAAAUUUGAUGCUGAUCACUCAGGGCUUAAAGGGUUGACAGAAGGAGCUGCUCUCAGUUUCAGUCGCAUGAAGCACCUAGGGUGAUUCCUACUCCCCCUACCCUCAGAGUUGCUCCAUCCUGCAUAUAUUAUACUAUACAUGACACCUCACACACAUUACACGUGUUUUUUACACCUGCAGAUCAAAAACUUUGAUCACAUGCAUACAGUACAAUAAUUUUACAUGUAUAGUGUACAAUUCCAGAAAAAAAGAACAACCAAAUAGGUUAUCUUACUAAGAUAUUUGCAAUCUUGAGUAUGAAGGCUAGAUCUUGGCAAGAUCUCAUGAUACUUUGCCUCCAUGAUCUUGGCAAGAUGGUGCCAAGAUUUGGCACUUUGCACAUCUACUUUUAGCAACCCUUGGAAAUAAUAAGAACAUCUUGCAUCAUGUCUGGAAGUCACCGGAACGUUUUUGGCAUCGUUGGGAACUGCUCAGAUUUUUUUCAAAAAUUCAGGUGAUGUGGAUACGAAAUUCACACACAUCACUUAGCAAAGGUAGGAGGUAUAUUCCACAAUGAUGUGGGUGGUCAGAGACAAAGUGAAACAAAGUUUCUGUAAAGGGAACAAUGCAAUAACAAGGCUUGAACCUGUAACAACAGUUUCAAAGUCUAAGAGUUACAUGUAACCACAAGAACACUAUGCUCCACCCAGACCCACGUAGAAGUUAGUCAAUACAAUGUUUAUUUUGUGAGAAACUGUUGCUAUGUGAAUAGGGUGAUGUAUAAGAGCUUGGUAUUAUCUACUAAGCUGAUAACUUUCAUCAGCUAUAGGGAUGUGAUUCAAAAGUUGACCUUACAAACACCAGUGCCUUGUUACAGUAAAAGCUCUAACCUGAGAUCAGGCCCAAUUUUAGCGGUUCUCAUAUAUUCUCUCUAAUGGCUACCGCUAAAAUUGGAAUCUGUUUUCAUUUCACCUUGCCUGCCAGAAUGUUAUUACAAAGGGAAACGAAAAUUGAGCCGGAUCUCAGGUUAUCAAAGCUCACAUUGUGAGACUCGCUUAAAUGCCAGGUCCCUUACUUUAAAUUCAGCACCUUAGGGAAAGAAUGUUGGUCCUCCAUGAUAGAAAGAAAUACAAAUGAGGCUUGCAGCUCAUCACAAAUGUUUCUGAAAUCUCAACAUCAGAUCAAAAGUUUCUAAGACCAACAAUUCUCUACGUUCCUUUUACCACUUCUUAACCUUGGCUCUCCCUCUAAUUUCAAUCUUUUUUCCGUGUCUUAUUUCCUUAUUCUCUCUGCAGGCAAUUCAAACCAAAGAAAAGCAAGAUAGAGAUUGAUUUUACAAGUAUUGAUGGCCCAACUGCAAAAGUAGCAAGUUGGUCUGUUUCAUCACCUUAA
Molecule: messenger RNA, 3571 nt
Organism: Porites evermanni
Lineage: Eukaryota; Metazoa; Cnidaria; Anthozoa; Scleractinia; Poritidae
Source: the annotation of a GenBank genome assembly